GAAUCAUCUGAUUGCCAACUCCCAAGUCACCUGUCCCUUCCAAUUCCGUGCCACAUAGUACUCCUAUCUCUAGAGAGAGAAAACAGAGUGCGAGAGAGAGAGAGAGAGAGAGAGAGAGAGAGAGAACCAAAGACGGAGCCAGUGCCUGAGGACACGCCUUUUUAAGCUUAUUAGUCAGCAGUUAUCUCCCCACCCACACCCACUUCCCUCAUUUCGGUCCCCCAAAGCAAACCCAAUAACCAAACAAAACACAAUGGGAGAGGAGGAAAAGAAGAAAGCAGAGGAAAAGAAAAUGGAGGAAAAGAAACCAGAGGAAAAGAAAGAGGAAAGCAAGGCCGAGGAAUCCAAGGAGACGGCACCGCCUCAAGAUAUUGUGCUGAGAGUUUUCAUGCAUUGCGAAGGCUGUGCCAAGAAAGUCCGCCGCUGCCUCAAAGGCUUCGAAGGAGUUGAGGAUGUUCAGACGGAUUGCAAGGCGCAAAAGGUAGUGGUGAAGGGGGAGAAGGCAGAUCCGGUGAAGGUUUUGGAGAGGGUACAGAGGAAGAGUCACAGGCAGGUCGAGCUCAUCUCUCCGGUUCCGAAACCGGCGGCGGAGGAAGAUGCUAAAAAAAUCAAAGAGAAAGAAGUUGCUCCUAGUAAAUCUGAAGAGAAAAAGGAAGAGGGGAUAACAGUUGUACUGAAAGUUCACAUGCAUUGCGAGGCUUGUGCGCAGGAAAUCAAAAGACGGAUUCUCAGAAUGAAUGGGGUUGAAAACGUGGAACCAGAUCUAAAGAGCUCACAAGUGACUGUCAAAGGCGCAUUCGACCCAUCGAAGUUAGUGGAAUACGUAAACAAGAGAACCGGAAAAAAUGUCUUGAUAGUGAAGCAAGAACCAGAGAAGAAAGAGGAAGCUGAGAAGGGCAAGGAGGAGAAAAAGGCCGAAAAAAAGGGGGAGGAGGCAGAAAAAGGCGACGACAAAGCGGCGGCAGCGACUACGACGGCGGCGGAGGGAGGAGAAGGAAGUACUAGUAGUUCCCAAGUGUUGGACAUGAAGAGGAGUGAGUUCUACCCUAAUUACUCUCAAAAUUACCAGAUUGACUCCUACCUAUCACGGUUCGAAUUGAAUGGCUACGCACCACAGAUGUUCAGCGAUGAGAACCCUAAUGCCUGCUCUGUUAUGUAACAAAAUGGGAAAGUGGUGCACAUGGGGUAAUUAGUAAUCUCCCCACAUGUGCCCUGCUUCAAAAUCUGCAGAGAAACUGUAGAAUAUUUUUGCGAGCUUCUUGUGGAGUACUUAGCUUUUUUUUAUUUCUUUCUUAAUUUUGAGGCGGUUGGUACAUAUAACUACAUAUAAUUAGUGGAGUACUAAUUAAGUAUUAGCAUGGUAUCAGGGUGUAGUUAUAUUUUCAUAAUCUGAUUAGGGUUUAUUCUGUGUUGCAGCCUUUGGGUUGUUGAUGAUUUGUUUUUUUGUGUAUGGACUAUUGAUUAAUUUUAAUUUUCGAAUCAAGUUCCUUAA
This is a messenger RNA of Rhododendron vialii, 1492 nucleotides long. Its product is annotated as heavy metal-associated isoprenylated plant protein 7-like. The coding region runs from base 254 to 1159 and encodes 301 amino acids. The record is from RefSeq and is a predicted model, not a curated record. The transcript is spliced from 5 exons. Lineage: Eukaryota; Viridiplantae; Streptophyta; Magnoliopsida; Ericales; Ericaceae. Gene Ontology annotation, molecular function: metal ion binding.